AUGGCUGAUGUUCCCGUUUCGAGUGAUAACAAUGUUGGAACAGUAUCCUUACCAGAUAAGGAACAAGAAAACUCUAUCAUAGUAUCCACUCUCAUUCACGUUCUCUCCUCGUCAAACAAUGUUGCUGUUCCAAACCAAGAAAGAAAACGGGAAUCAGAAACAGCCACGUCAUCAUGUGCAAGUGUAUCCCUCCAGAACCAGUAUAAUCCGUACACGUGUCAUGCAUGUAAAAUCAACGGCUGUCUCGGUUGCAAGCUCUUCAGUGAGAAAGAGAAAGAGGAGAAGAUAAAAAAAUACAGGGGAGUGAGGCAGAGAGCAUGGGGAAAAUGGGUGGCUGAGAUACGAGACCCAAAAAGGGCCACUCGUGUUUGGCUUGGUACUUUUGCUACGGCGGAGAAUGCUGCAAGAGCUUAUGAUCAAGCGGCUAUUAAGUUUCAUGGUGCUAGAGCUAAACUCAAUUUUGAAUCCUCUAAUUAUACUGUUACUGAUGAAAAGAUGCAAAGUGCGACAGUACAGGAACAUAGUGAGGUUGCAGGGAUGAAUCAAACAAAAACUACUAUCUUAUCAUUUGGGUCAACAAGCGAAGUAGACUAG
Molecule: messenger RNA, 594 nt
Organism: Vicia faba (fava bean)
Lineage: Eukaryota; Viridiplantae; Streptophyta; Magnoliopsida; Fabales; Fabaceae
Source: the annotation of a GenBank genome assembly